Messenger RNA from Lineus longissimus, 3811 nucleotides. RefSeq names its product toll-like receptor 13. Bases 153 to 2789 code for a protein of 878 amino acids. Gene Ontology annotation, cellular component: plasma membrane. The record is from RefSeq and is a predicted model, not a curated record. Lineage: Eukaryota; Metazoa; Nemertea; Pilidiophora; Heteronemertea; Lineidae. Gene Ontology annotation, biological process: immune response; inflammatory response; toll-like receptor signaling pathway. The transcript has 2 exons. Gene Ontology annotation, molecular function: transmembrane signaling receptor activity; protein binding.
UUUCAUUGGAAAGAAAUCUUGACUCGCGAAUCUGCCGCGAAUACAUGUCCAUCGCCCAGCACUCGCGAACAUUUUAUGCCGCGAAAUGUUUCUGUUCUACUGUUCUGUUCUUCUGUUCUGAUGAGUGGAUUUCACCCUGGUAGGACUACACCAUGAGACGCCUGUCGCUGACGUUACUGGUCCUGGCUUGCGCUCUCCUAGUGAGGAUUGAACCCAAUCCAACAGCAACAAUGAUCUGCCCCGGCUGCACGUUAGAAAAGCACUUCACCACUCAUCUCCAAGAAUGCGUUUCGCGAGUCGUUUGCAAGUGGAUCAUGGGUAGAGACAUCGCAACCGUUCUUAAGAAAGUUGAAGCCGGUAUAAAAGACCAUUUCGUCACUGAAUUUCACAUCGAACGGUGUCGUCUGCCCCAUGCCGAUCAAAACGAAGUCAAUCUAACCGUCGCUGUGCACAGAAUGCAGUCGGACACUUGGGGGAACCUGAAAGGACUUAAAAUCAAGGAUUGCAAAGUUAUUGGGAUAAAGUCGGACACAUUCGAUCUAAUGCCGAACUUGCGAUGGUUGUCCUUGAUCAAUACAAGCAUCACGUAUCUUCCGACUGAGAGCUUUAGUAACCUCACCAAUCUGGAGUCGCUAAAAUUGUCUCGGAACCUUCUUAGAAACCUGACUCUUGAGAUCGGAUCGCAGAACCUGAGUAUAAUAGAACUGCAAGCUUCCUCCCUGAACAUUUUCCAAAUCACUCCUACAGUCGGAACAUUGCAGCUUACGACAAUAAACGUGAAGGACAACAACUUGACCAGGAUCGGUGGACUCUCAGACCUGAUUGGGAAUGAUGCUUCGAUUCAAAUUGACGGUAACCCUUUUGACCUAUCUGGAAAACCCUUUGGUCUGCAAAAACAGAAUCUUUCUUUCCUCUCCGUGUCAAUUUGGAAAGAAGACGACAUCAAUAACCUGAGUAACGCUGUUGGACAUUUCAGAAACAUUAAUACGCUGAGUGUGAUGAACGCAAGUCUACCUGAUAACAGCAAUUUCACUUUUCAGAAGUUUGAAAAUAUGACCAUUACAACUCUUGAGGUGCGCCGGUUCUCAAACUGGUGGCGACAGGAAAAAGAAAACCAAACAAAUCCGUACACUUAUUUGAAAAACAUAGAGGAGCUCCGCCUUCGGGAUUGUGACCGGCCCAGGUACUACUCGAAUGAUAACAAAGAACGGCGUUUUCUACCUGCCUUAAUGCCUUCAUUGCGGUCAUUAAGUGUUAAUCGUGCAAAUUUCGAUUCCAUGAAAAUAAACGAGCCUCGGUGGGUGGAGAUACUGGACCUUUCUCAUGGUGUAUCUUCGAAGAUAAACUACACCUUCAAAGAUAACAGUACAAUCAAGGUGCUUAACUUCUCCUGUACGAAUUUUGAAAUCAAACUUUACAAGAGUGGUCCGUCGGAAAUAACAGAGCUAAUACUGAGGAAUAUAUCACUUAUACAGAACGCAGUCAAGCCGAAUGAAACAAUUUGGCUGGCUCCACUUCCCAAGCUACGUCAUAUAGACCUGAGUGCUAACAGCGACAGUUACUUCCCAUACCUUCCCUUCUUCAUAUUGAUAUUCAAUGUUAGGGAGGCAUUCGUUGGCCUGGAAAAGCUUGAACAACUUGAACUGAAUGAUACCGACAUUGGCGAGAUCGAUACGGAGGACAUGAAGUCCGUUUUUCAUCCUCUAAAAGGGUUGAAGAGGCUCGACCUGGACAAAAGCAGAUUCUCCAACAUUCCAGAUGGCAUGUUCAUGAACCAAGUCAACCUCGUGGAGUUACAUUUGGCAGAUAAUAAGCUUCGAGCUAUCGAUCAUUCCGUCUUCCGAACACUACUUCGUCUCAAACAAUUAGAUCUACGAAACAACAGACUCGGGUUCAUUUCCGGGGAGGUUAUGGCACGUCUACCAUCUCUUCAACACGGAACAUUUUUUUUCACAGGAAACAAUUUUGGAUGUCACUGUGAUCUUGCAGAAUUUACACGGUGGCUAAAGAAGAACGAUUUUCGUCGUGAAAAUCAGUGCGAAUUGUACAACGAGAAAUGUGUCGUUCCCCCAUCCAUGAAGGACACGUCGAUUCUAGAUUACCAACCUACUUGGCUGGGCUGCGACAACAACCUCCUCAUACUGACGGUAUCCUCGGCUUUUAGUUUCUUUCUGAUUCUCUCCACGUCUGUAGCCAUUCAUGCCUAUCGCCGCCGCCUGUCCAUCCGCUACUGGUUCGUUGUACAGAAAAUGAGACGAGCAAGACCUCACAAGAACACAGAAUAUGAAGCUCUCGACAAUAAUUCGGAUAUACCCUUUGAUGUUUUCGUGUGUUUUGAAAAGAACGACAGGUUCUGGGUGGAGAAGACGCUUCUCCCGAAACUAGAGAACUCUGAUGACAUCAGAUUCAGGGUUUGCACAGUCGAUCGCGAUCUGAACGAUCCCGGCAGACCAGAGGUCAUGAAUGUUGCAAGAGGGAUUAGGAACAGCCGUAAUGUCAUCUUUGUUGUGACGAGGGAAUUGAUCCAGACUGCAUGGUGCGAGUACGAGAUCUGCUUGGCCGAGACCCAGAGCCUGCAAGAGGGCAACUGUCGGUUGAUCAUUAUCUUCUUGGAGAAAUUCACGUGGGAAGAGCUGCCCCUCUGCAUGAAACGUCUGCUGAGUCACGUGAACUUCCUGCGAUGGCCGGAAACUGCACACGAGCAGGAGGACUUUUGGCGUCGACUUCGUUUGGUCAUUCUGGGAGAGGAAAUGCAGUCGACAACAAAAGUUGUAUAUACCCAGUAUUAGCCAAGGCUAUCCACUUUUACCGGAGCCUAAACUUAAACAGUUGUUUACUACACCAAAUGGUUCUUCAUGGUGGCUAUAUAUGGUUAUCAGAGAAGUUAGAAAACACCCGAAUAGUCUUGAGUGACUUGUUGUGGCUUUGUGUUUAGGCACAUGUACAGAGGGAAAAUGAGAAGUAUAGCUCUUAACUCGACAAGCGAUUGGCCUGGCAACGACUCGCUACACCACUGGAUCAACGCACCUUUAGCUCUUGGUCAGUUGGAUUCCUUUGUCUUCAUCUUCCGAAAGGUUUGAUCCGUUCAAUUAUCAUGAGUCCGCUUGUCCCCAUCCUGGCCACUGAAACUGUCAGCUCUCGAUGAAAUGUUGAUACCAUUCGUGUCAGAGGAACCAUUCAUGUUAUUCUAGACCAAUAUCCACCACAUGUACUGUUAUUCCGGAUUGGUUUGAUACACCUGCAUGUAUUCACAAACAGUCGGUUGAAUCUCUGUUGAAGAAUCAUGUAUGUUGGUACAAUAAUGUAAUAAUGUAAAUGUUAAUGUGAAUUCCUCUUCUAUGAUAAAGAUAAAAGUGAGCUCCAUUUUCCAUGUUUCUGACGACAGAGAAUAUCUAUUGAGUGCCUCUACUAAUGAUUGAUGUUGGCGAUCGAGGAUCCUAUACAGCCUACGAGAAACACGCCCUGGCUAAUCUCCGAACAUAAUCAGAUCAUAUUGAUGACAUUAGCGUGUAUGGUUAGUUAGUCACUUUUAUAUAAAAUGAAAAGAUGGCACCAUUUACUUAUGAUUGGAGAUGGGAAGAAAUAAAUCGGUUCUCAUCUGUCCCGGUUGUCCGUUGGCCAUUAUUAGCAAAGCAAUGCUAAAUAUGCUAACUUAAUUGCAACUUUCUUCUAAGGGAGUAAAUGGUCGCGAAGGCUGUGGGAAGUACAAUAAGGGAUGAAGCUGAUGCUAUGUUGAAGGAGUUCCCUCACCCGAAAGUGUAAGUUUCUGCCUUGGAAGUCCGCUUCAGAACAUUAUCUUGACUAUACUCUA